This is a messenger RNA of Cinara cedri, 8201 nucleotides long. NCBI's taxonomy places the organism in Eukaryota, Metazoa, Arthropoda, Insecta, Hemiptera, Aphididae. The record is from the annotation of a GenBank genome assembly.
AUGAGUUCUUUGUUUAAAAAUGGCAAGUUUAAAGGACUCGUUAAUUUCAAUCUACGUCAAAUGUAAGUAUAUUGAUUUGAUUUAUAAUUGUUCUUAAAAAAAUUUAGAAUUUAGAAAUAUUAGUGUUAUUGUUUUAAUUUUACAUGUUUGUUCACCUACAUUAUGAUUCCAAUUUAAUUGGGUAGUUAUUAUUGAAAAUGUAAGAUUCCAUAAUAACUAGGUUUCAACUAUUAUUACCUGUAUAUAUUUUUCAAUAAAAUUAUUAGGUAUAUUAAAUACCUUGUCAUUGUUGGUGUCAUCGUGGUAGGAAAGCCUAAUUAUUGCAUGUGUGUUUUCGAUAAAUUAAUUGUUACACUCAAUUAUGGUUGGUGACACUAAAAUAGAAUAAUCAAAUCGAAUUUAUUUGUAAUAUCAUCAUUUACUUUUAAAUUUGUAAAAUACACGCAUGUGCAAUAUUACUUUUUUAAUGUAAGCAGUUUAUUUUUCGUAUUUAUGAAAUAUUUGUUAUGUCUCUUUCACAUUUUAUUUUCGGGUGCAGCAUUUACGAAAUAAUAUUUGUCUCGCUCCUGUAAAUCAUAAUACAAAUCGAUCAGUUUUUAAUUGUAUUUUGCAAUGAUCGAACUGCAGAUGUUCAAAUAAAUAUAAAUUUGAUAACCAUAUCGGGUAAUAAUAAUAUUGUUAGGUACUUUAAACGUUAUUUUUCGUUUUAUUUGUUUGAAUAAGUAUAUAAUUCGUAAAUUCGUUAAAUUUGUAUCAAUGAAUUUAUUAAAAAAUUGUUUGAAAAAACCCGAUUUAAAAUGUAUUCUGUAGAAUGAAUCUGUUUUGAUUUUAUCAAUCCCAUAGUAUUAAAAUCACUUUAUUCUUUUAUUCGGUCAGUACUCGAUCACAAUUCAAUUGUUUGGUUCCCACACACAUCGCGUCUGGCUAGUGCUAUUGAAAAAAUCCAGAAUCGCUUUUUAAAGUUUUCCGCUUUUAAAUAUGGUGUUCAAAGAUAACAACAUUCAUCAUAUUUAACUUUACUUUUAAUAACUAGAUUAGAAACUUCAGCGCUCAGAAGAGUACGAUCUGACCUUUAUUUUGUUUUUAAAUUACUUAAUGGUUUUAUACAUUAUUCUAAAUAAUUAAUAGCUAAUAGCACAAUUUGACGUUUUAGUCCCGGUUUGUCAUACUAGACAAUCAAAUACGUUUUAUGUGCCAUUCCGUCGUCGUGUUAAUUACUCUCAAAACGCUGCGGUAGUAAAACUAAUGAGCUUUGUAAAUAAAUUUGAUGUCAAUUUAUUCUGUAAUAAUAAUAUGUUAUGUUUGUUUAAUGUAUACGUUAAUAACUUUUUGUUCAGUUUAUGAUAUAUUCUUAACGAUUAUUGUAUUUCAUAACUAAUUACCAUGUGUUACUAAAUUUGAUAUCAGAUAUUAAAUGCAACAUUGUAUUAUAUUUUUCAUUAGGCUUUACUCGUUUAAAUAAAUAAAUAAAUAAUCUAAAAAUAAUAAAAUAUAACUAAUAAAAAAAUUGAUAGACACGAAAAAUAUCGACUUACUAUUUGGUACGCGUAAAUUAAACAACGAUAUUUUACUUCUUACUUUUUACCUAUGUACUUACUCGAAUAAAAUAAUUAAAUUCGUUUUCGAAAUAAUUACUUACACAUAAUCAUAUGCAUUUAUUUAGUAUUUAUAUAUUUUCGAGAAAACGUCAUUGGUCGAAGUGUAGUUAUUUACAUGGUGUUUCAAAAAGUUCACUUAAAUCGAGUACAAUCGGAGGAAUAUUCGAUGACGCGGUGCGAAAAAAUCCUGAUCGAGAAUACUUGGUCAGUCGACACGAAAACAAAAGGUACACGUACGCCGCUAUGGAUUCUGAGGUCAGUAUGAACACUUUAAACAAAUUUAAUUUUUGAUUUUAUUGGGCCAUAUGGACUUUAGAUAAAAUAAUUUUAUUUUUAUGCGGUCUUCCGUGUGAUGUAAAAAUACUAACGUACCUUCUGUGAAAUUCUCUUAUAAAUAUAACAGUUUUAAUUAUGAUUUAUUUCACACCCGCACACCCGCAGUAAACCUAAUAUAGCGUGGCCAGGAUUAACUUCUUUAAAUCAGUGAAUACGAUAUCGACUUGAAGAUUUGAUCCAAUCAUCGUCAUAAAGAUGGUUUCAAAUAUCAUGUUGUACAUCAAUUAUCUAUAUAAUAAUUGUCGAGAUAUUAAAAUUCCCUUGUUAAAAUCUCACUAAAAUUAAAAAAACAAAACAAAUUAUCCAUAUCUAUAUUUCAAGUUGUCAUUUAAGAAUAAAAAAGACGUCUUAGGAUAAUGAAGACGGGUGUAGCCAUUGUUUUAGGUAAUUGAAUAUAUAUGUGUUAGCAACGAUAAACCAUUGUUAACGAAAAAACCAUUCUGAGUGCAGUUCAGUUGAUAGUGAUGCUUUGUGAACAAUAUACAUAUGUCAUAUUAUGGUAAAAUAAUUAAAUAUGCAUUAUAUUAUUUUCUUUAAUAAUAUUUGUUUAAUAUUGUAUCGAUUUUCCAGGUUUUCCUAUGUUUUAUCUUGGUUUUUCACAUUUGCUGGGAAAACUCUAGGGAAAAUCGAAAAAUGACAUCUCUAAAGUACCUUCCCAGUCGAAUUUCCUUUCAGAAAAGAAAAGUUGUACACAGAAAAAAAAAGGCCAUAAUAUUUUUUUUACUAAUACCUACAUUUUGUACAUUUUUCGUUUUUCCGACAUUUUAUUCUGGUUUUUCCCAGUUAUUAUAAAAAUCGAUCGAAAGAUCACAAAAAUAACCUCCCUAAAAUACGGAGAUAAAACUUACUUUCCGAAAAUAAGCUAUACUUGAUAUAUGGGAGCAAUAUUUCUGGUAGAAAAGUUUGCACAACCAAUCGAGGGGGAUUUUUCGAUUUAAAUCGUUCGAGCGAGCAAUAGCUAGGUCUCUAGGUACACCCAAAAUGUAUUUGUUUUUCCCUAUUUAAGUAAAAGGGGAAAAAAAGUGCAUACAACUUCGUUUCAAACUCCGGGUUUGAACCUGCCACUUCUAGUAAGACAAUAUGUAUUCAUGACCAUUUAACUACAACAAACAUAUAGUAACGAAGACAAUAUGGUUAUUUAACAUAAAAAUGUAAAAUCUGUAUAAUAUCUGAACCUCAAAAAGUUAUAAUUUCAAAACUUAUUCAGUCCGCUCAGUUCCAACUUUACCAUUCUUCUUAAAUUGACAAUAAAUAUAAGUUCGAAAAAAAAAAAUUGAAAAAUUAGAUUUGUUUCUCAUAAUUUUUUACUCAAACAAUUUUCGUUAAAAUGUAGUAUCAAGAUUCCUUUAUAAAAAAAAAAUACUACAUUAAACUCAUUUUUUUUUUUGUACCAUAAAGAAAGAUUUAAUGAAUCUCCUAUUAAAUUUUCAAGCAUAUCUGUUAAGUCUAAAAAUGUUACCACAACUCUGUAGAUACUCCCUUACAAUAUACAAAUUACGUACAAAACUCACAAAAUUAAAAUGUCUAUAAAUAGCUCAAAAAUGGCUUACAAUUUUUUGAAAAUAUUUCCACUUUUAGAAAAGGCAAAUAUAAAUUUUUGUCUAAAUUUCAAGUCUCUACGAAUAUUUUAAACUGAGUUACAACAAAUAACACAAUUGAUAAAAUAAUAAAAGCAUUAAUUUCGUACAUUUCCCGUUUUUCUUAAGUUUUAUCUCGGUUUUUCCCAGAUAUUAUAAAAACUGCUUGGAAAAUUAAAAAAUGACCUCAUAAAAGUACCAUCUGGACAACAUUCUCUUUCAGAAACGGUGCUGCGCGUAUAUAUCUGAGUAAGAUUUAUGGUCGAGCUUUUGUACACAGGAUAAAAAAAAUAAAAAAUUUAAGAAUUUAAAAUGAUUAUUAUAGUUACACAUAUAACUAACUUCAAAAAUUAAAUUAUUUAUAAUUAUUGUUACACAUUACACACCAACACGCCCUGAAAUAAUAAAAUGUUAAGUAAAAAAAAAUCUUCCCACCUAUACGGCGCAUACAUUUUCAUUUUUAUUUUUAACAUGUACAAUUGACACGAAUUAUGUCAACACGCAACAAUAAUGAACAAACGUGAUAUAUAUUAUACCUUUUAAUAUUUUAUUUGCGAACUUUCGUUUUUACAGGUGAACAAGCUAUGCAGGAGUUUCAAUGCCGUCGGACUUAGACGAGGUGAUCGGCUUGGAGUAUGGUUGCCUAAUUGCGCGCUUUUCUAUUCUGCAUUAAUAGCAGCAGCUCGUCUAGGAAUAAUUUCGGUAAAACGCGUAGACAAAUUUAAAUUCAUUAUUUUUCUGACUUUACCUUCAUUUUAUUUAUUAUGGAACUUGUUGAAUGUUGGCUUACGAUCCGUAUAACCUAUCAGCCAUCAUCAUUUCAGGUUACUAUUAAUCCUGCGUAUCAAAGCGACGAGUUAAAACACAGUUUAACACUAGCAGGAGUUAAGUGCUUAGUGACCAUGGAGACAUUUAAAACUCAAAAUUAUCCCGCAAUAAUAGAACAAAUCGAUCCGGAAAUUUGGAAACGAUCGCCAAACACGCCGGUCGAGUCCAAAACAUUACCACUGUUGGAAACUGUUGUUUUUAAUACCGAGAAUCUUAUAAAGUUAGAAACAGUGAUAUUAUUUUCACACGAACAAUAAAUUAUUUAUAUUACUUAUGCAGUUUGGUAAUAACAUAAUGGUGUUUUUUACAGCGGUGCUUAUAAUUUAGAAUCAUUCUAUGAUUUAGGUUCAAGUAAAAAUUAUGUUAUUCCUAAUGUUCAGACCGACGAGGGAUGUAAUAUUCAAUUUACUUCAGUAAGUAAAACAGUUUAAGUACUUGUUGUUAUUCGUUUUAUUAAGAUUUAAAUAUCUUUAACUUUUAAGCAGGUAGGUGUAUAAUAAUACUAUUAGUUAGUAUCUUUUUUAGCUUUAAAGACUGUUAAUAUCUAUCAUUACUUUCAACCACUUCAUAUAACACAAUAUUUUAAAAUUUUUUAAAAUGUUUUCAUUUUAUUGUAGAAAUGAUAAAUGAUUGUUUAAAUUAUGUACAAAAAUUAGUAUGUAUAUAAUUGUAAUUAUGUAUAUUGUAUAUUUCGCAAAAGAAUAAUUUGUCGAAUUUUAUGAAAAACUAAUCAUAUAUUGUCUGAAUUAAUCUAAAACUAUGUACAAAAAAAAAUGUAUGCUUUCAGGGUACUACUGGCGGCAAGCCAAAAGCGGCCUUACUAAACCACUUUAGUAUGAUAAACAAUAUGUACUUCACCAUGAAACGGCUCGGAAUUUACGAAUAUGUCAGUAUAGAGUAAUAUUAUAAACAACUUGAAUAGUUAUACGAUUAUCAUAUUUAUUACACUAAUUGUAUUUUCAAAAUAAAUCCAUAGGAUGUGCUACAUAAAUUUUGUUGUCCAAUGCCGUUGUUUCAUAUUUUUGGUUUAUCAGCCGCAAUCCUUGGGUCCAUGCUUACAAAGUCAACAGUAUACUUGCCGUCAGCACAUUUUGAACCGAAAGCCACGGUCGAUGUUAUAACUAAAGAAAAGUAAAUUAUUUUAAUACCUACUCAUAUUCUAGUCUAGGCGACAUGUUUAAAAUCUAUAUUUUUAUUUUGAUAAAUCAAUAAUACUUUUGAGUUAGUUUAGAUUAUGAUAGGAUAGAAAAUAUCGAAUCAUCGACUGAAUAUCGCAUGGAAUAAAUAUCGCCAGUAUGAAAUAUAGCAGUAAUUAAAUUAUAAAUAAAUAAUAUUGAUUACUAAUUGAUAUUUUAUAAUAAUUAUAAACAAUUUUGUAUACUUUAAAGUGCAUAAUAUUUUUACAUUAAUAUAUAGUAGAAUUGAUGAAAAUGAUAAAAAUACGUAUAAUAUAAUAAAAUUGAUAAAAGUAUUAAAAAAAAAAAAAAAAAUAUAUAUAUAUGUAUAUUAAGUAAUGGAAGUAUAUAUUAAAUGAAAUACCUCGAAGAUAAUCUUUAAACUCUCUAUUAUGAUAAUCUGCUACUACUUUCUUUACUCGUUCAGUCCAACUGACUGCCUUGUUCUUUUUAUUUGGCGUAUUUGGAUUUCCCACUAAACUUUGACCUAUUUUUAAUUUCUGUUAGAUUUUGUUGACAUCUCAAACCAUUUAUACAUUUAUAUUUUGAAGUAAUUGUAUUUGUAUUUUGUACGAUAUCUUAUAAAAAUACCGGGACACAAUAUGAUAUAAUAAAAUAAUAUUUAAUAAUUAAAUAUAAAUAUGUAAUUGAAACAAUAUUUAUACAAAGCUCAAAUAAAAAUGGACUAAAAACAAAAACAUAGAAUGUUUUAAAUAGUAAUAUUAUUUAUUUUACCUUGAAAUCAGCACCAUCUUUUUCUUUUGUAAAAGUUAUGAACUAAUACAUUUUUACUUUUUGCAGUUUUUAAAAAAUUAAAUUCUAUUUAAAAUUUUAAAAAAAAAAACAAUAAACUUUAAAACUUUAACUGUAUUAAAGUAUAAAAUUGUAAAAGCGUUAGUCACAGUGACAGUACAAAGUAUUUCUAUUUAUAAAUUAUGAAAUGAAAGACUAGUAUACUUGAAUGCAUUGUUAGGUAAAAGGAAUAAGAUAAGAUAAGAUAAAGUUAAAUAGAGUAUCCAGACGCGAUAAUAAUGUAUGGCGGUAUUAUUUUUUUACGAUAUUUUAUACUUUAGGCGAUAUUUUGUCGGGGUACCGAAGACAUCCACUGCAUAACAAGAAAAUUCACCACUAUUAAUAUUAUUUAAUAAAUAUUUAAUAUUAUAUAGAUGCACAUUUUUCUUUGGUACUCCGACAAUGUAUGUGGAUAUAAUAUCUAUUUUUGAAAAACUCUCUUCAGAACAACGAGAAAAUGACGUAAGAUUGGCAAUAACCGGCGGUGCUCCAUGUUCGCCAAAUUUGAUGAACAAGUUUAAGAAAUUAUUUCCAGGCGUUACACUUACGGUUAAACAUUAAACAAUAAUAUUUUACACUUAAUAGUCUAUUCAAUUUUCUGACAUCUCAAAUGCGAAUAAUUUUAGUCGGUGUUCGGGAUGACAGAAACUAGUCCAAGCACAUUUCAAAACUUACCGAACGACACGGAUGAACGAAUACUGUCGACAGUUGGUCGUAUACACGAUCAUGUGGAGGUAAAAUAAAACUAUGUAUUUCAAGCAUUCUGAUUUUGUUAAAAUUAUAUUAAAACGAAAAUAAAUGAUACACAAAUAAGGGCUAAGGGUUUAGGCCUGUAAGGGCAUACCAUUAUAGAUAAUUGCCCACGUGACCUACAUCUGUAUUAGUAUAUUGGAAUAAUGAUAUGUGUUAUUAAAAAAAAAAAAAAAUCAAAGGCCGAAGUUCUUUUUAGGCGAAAGUAGUCGACUCAAACGGUGAUAUGGUACCGUUCGGAACUCCCGGGGAAUUGCUUAUACGCGGAUAUGUUACUAUGAUUGGUUAUUUUAACGACGCGGAAAAAACAAAGGAAACGAUCGACUCAACAAGAUGGCUGCGUACGGGGUAAAUAAUUGUUCAUCCCGUAGUAUUACAUUUUCAUUAACCAUAGUAUUUACAAUUAUUGUUCACCUAAUAUUAAUAACUAUAGUGACCAGUUCGUUUUGCAUGAAGAUGGAUAUGGUAUGGCCGUUGGCAGAAUAAAAGAAAUCAUUAUUCGUGGUGGUGAAAAUAUAUUUCCAGUAGAAAUUGAACAUUUCUUGGAGGUGCAUCCAUUAAUUUUACAAGCUCAAGUAACCAUACAGUUAUAAAUACGUAUAUAUAAUAAAUUUCAUAAAUAAUUAAUUCAAUAAAUUGAAACAAAAUUCAAAAAUAUUAAUUUUAUGUUGCGUUAAAUAUAAUGAUUUUUGUUGAAAAAACAAUCACGAAGUAAUAAGAGUAAUGCAAAUAAAUAUUUAUAAAGCACUAUUUUUCUUUUUAUAAUAGUAAAUGAGUGUGGGUAUGUAUUGUAUUGUAAAUUCUAAAAUAUUCUAUUUAUGGCUUUUCAGGUUUAUGGUGUACCAGAUGACAGAAUGGGUGAAGAAGUGUGUGCCAGUGUCAUAGUAAAAGAAGGCGCAACAUUCACGGAAGCUGACAUAAGAGCAUACAGCAAAGGAAAGGUUAGUUUUUACUUCAUUGCUUUGUGGGUAAUUUACGUCACAAUAAAUAUAACGUAGUUAGUAAACAUUUUAUUAUUUUAGAUAGCCCAUUUCAAGAUACCCAAAUACAUAUUUAUUGAAAAAAAUGAAUUUCCCAAAACAGCAUCUGGAAAAGUACAAAAAUCAAAAUUAAAAGAAUUAGCUUUGCGACGGAUUUCUACUUGA